Triticum aestivum (bread wheat) is the source of this 779-nucleotide messenger RNA. RefSeq names its product ureide permease 1. Gene Ontology annotation, biological process: nitrogen compound transport. The record is from RefSeq and is a predicted model, not a curated record. The transcript has 4 exons. The coding region runs from base 186 to 650 and encodes 154 amino acids. Gene Ontology annotation, molecular function: allantoin:proton symporter activity; uracil:monoatomic cation symporter activity. Gene Ontology annotation, cellular component: membrane. NCBI's taxonomy places the organism in Eukaryota, Viridiplantae, Streptophyta, Magnoliopsida, Poales, Poaceae.
UCGCCACGGAAGACAAGCGCCGCCUGUCUCAACAUAUAUAGCGACGCAACGCAACCCAGCCAAGCGGAGGAACAACAAACACAAAGCUUCAUCAGGAUCGAUCCUCUCGUCUUGUCCAACUCCGGUGCCGGCGGUUGAAGGCCCCCGGACUGAAUUGUGUCUUCUCCAUCAAACAAGGUCUCAACAUGUUCAUCGUAGAAGACAAAGGCAGUGCCAUUGCUCUCAUGUGUGCCGCCCUCCUCUUCUUGGGCACAUGGCCAGCAUUGCUCACCCUGUUGGAGCGCAGGGGACGGCUACCGCAGCACACGUACCUUGAUUACUCAAUCACCAACCUCCUCGCCGCAGUCCUCAUUGCGCUCACCUUGGGCCAGCUUGGGGAGAGCAAGCAAAACAUGCCCAAUUUCUUCACCCAACUCACUCAGGAUAACUGGCCUUCGGUGCUGUUUGCAAUGGCAGGGGGUCUUGUGCUCAGUAUUGGGAACCUUUCUACACAGUAUGCUUGGGCAUAUGUGGGUCUCUCAGUUACUGAGGUUAUAUGUGCAAGUAUGGUUGUUGUAAUAGGCACAACACUGAAUUAUUUCCUGGACAACCGCAUCAACAGGGCAGAUAUUCUUUUACCGAAAAAGGCUUUCGCCCCGCUUUAUAGAUAAAGCACACCGCCACAAAACACACAACCCCAACAGGUUCAGACACACACACCCAAGUAGCACAACAAAGUCAUAAGGUACUGCUGAGGGCACAGCUCAACAAGCCCAAAGAAACAGAAAAGGAAACCGGGC